Messenger RNA from Paramecium tetraurelia, 204 nucleotides. RefSeq lists its product as uncharacterized. The transcript has a single exon. The record is from RefSeq and is a predicted model, not a curated record. Lineage: Eukaryota; Ciliophora; Oligohymenophorea; Peniculida; Parameciidae.
AUGAGCGAGACAUUGUCUGUAAAGGAUGAAGAAUUCGAUGUGCUUUGUCCAACUUCUCCAGGGCCUUUUGGAAAAGCCGUUGUUGAACAUAUUGGAAAUUAUUUAAAUCAUAAGUAGGAUCAGAUUAAUCUUGAGACUCAGGAACCAGUUUGGUUUUGUGGGGGACAAGAAUCAGAAUCUAGCAUUUUUGGGUUUGAUUUGUGA